Hymenoscyphus albidus is the source of this 3108-nucleotide messenger RNA. The record is from the annotation of a GenBank genome assembly. NCBI's taxonomy places the organism in Eukaryota, Fungi, Ascomycota, Leotiomycetes, Helotiales, Helotiaceae.
CAUUUCUCUCAUUGCAAACACUCAUUGAUUCUCAAUAUGUUAGGAUCGAAGUUUUUAUUUGCCUCGCUUGCUAUCGGGCUUGUGGGUGUAUCCGCUUUACCAUCAACUCCGGAACAACGAGGAUUUCAACAUUGUAAUACCCCCAGAACAAGAUCGCAGUGGUGUGGAAAUUUCAAAAUAUCAACAGACUCUGAAGAAAAAUGGCCCUCUACCGGUCAAAUAAGAAAAUAUGACCUCGUUGUAUCGGCUUGGCGACUUGCCCCAGAUGGAAACGAAACAGAUGUACUUAUGAUCAAUGGCUCCAUUCCUGGACCAACUCUAUACGCUGAUUGGGGAGAUACAUUCGUAAGCAACCUCUCUCUCUGAGCUUUUCCAUUUCUGGUUGGAUGAAAUUUUAUCUCUCAGGCUUUAUUUUGGCGGGAGACAUUAGUUCUAACAUCUCGCAGGUUAUCAAUGUGUUCAAUAAUAUGACAGAUAACGGGUAACUUACUCGUGCUCUGUAGGAUUUCCUCUUACUAACAUAUUUUGAGUACGAGCAUGCAUUGGCAUGGUAUUAUUCAGGCAAAUACAACUACCAUGGAUGGAGUCAAUGGUGUGACAGAAUGUCCCAUCCCGCCUGGAGCUACUAGGCAAUACAAAUUUGUGGCAACUCAACAUGGCACUACUUGGUAUCACUCUCACUACUCGGGGCAAUAUGGUGAGUCUAACCUGGUUGCCCUUUGAGUGGGAAAUAGUUCUGACACGACGAUAGGGGAGGGUGUUUUGGGCGCCAUGGUUAUUAACGGACCUGCUUCUGCUAACUACGAUGAGGACUUGGGAACUAUGACACUCACCGAUUGGUUUUAUGAUAGUAUAUACAUGGAGGAACUCCGAGCAGAAGAACCCAAUACCGCCCCCCCACCAGGACCAUCUGCUUUAAUAAACGGGUCGAUGCACCUUGAAACAGCGAACAUUGGAAAAUACUUCAAAACAAAGCCCUUGAGAACUAACACCACUUACCGCUUGCGUCUCAUCAACACAGCAGUGGUAAGUUAGACAUAACUUUUUGUGGGGAGAGGAAGUUCAACUUCCAAACUCCUUCCAAUCAAUUCCCCCAGUGAGAAACCUCAAUGUUAACAUAGUGCAGGACAAUGGAUAUCAUGUUACUCUAGAUAACCACAAACUCACUGUCAUAGCCGCAGACUUCGUUCCGGUCAAGACCCGGACCGUCGAUUGGUUAUUUAUUGGGAUAGGCCAAAGAUACGACGUUGUUUUUACCACUGGCUCAACUCCAGGUAACUUCUGGUUCCGCGCAGCAGUUCCAGACACUUCUGGUACAACCGAUCCUUCAAUUCCCGGUUUGUGCGGGGGCAAUCUUUUGUCUCAACCUGGUCAAGAAUCGAAGAUAAAGGCUAUCUUUCAUUACAAGGGAGCUUCGACUACAGGUACACCCAAUACUAUCCAAGUGUCGCCUGCGCCAACCGAUUGCGGUGAAAACAUUGAUAAUUUCGGUACACCAAAUUCCAACACGCCUUACUUGACGAAACCCGUGCCUCGUUCGCAGUUUGCUUUCAAUCCUUCGGAGGAGCUCGAGUUGAAUUCUACUCUGGGUAGUACUACUAACCCCGAUGGGAGGAUUAUUAACCAAGUAAGAUUACCUUGCGAUACACCUUAGUAUCACCAUUGACGUAACCAUUUAGUGGACCAUCAACGACUCUGCGCUUACUGUUGACUGGUAUGUGUUCUUCAAUUUGCCAUUCGCACAUUCCCCUAGGGUUUGAAGCGAUCAAGACAUUGCUAUUUAUUUUUCACACCCAAUAAACCUGAUCAUUACUCUAUACACACCUAUUUUACAACAAUAUUAUCCUGCCUCGCACAACUAUAAUAGUCAUGCGAGUGAUUUGGGAUGAUUCAAAUUGCUGUAUCUGUAUUAAUCUAGGUGAUUUGAGACAAUCAAGCUGAUUGUUUCAGGAAAUCUAGAACAAUAGGUUCUUUGAGUUUGUACAGAGUAAUGGAUAUAUCUUUUGCAUCUUCCCUGAGUUUCGCAGCUCUAGAUAUUGGUCGGGGUUUACAAUGCUAAUUAUACAACAUAGGCAAUUACCAACUCUCUCAUAUGUUCGAAACGGAACAAGCUCGCAACUCACAGAUAGCGAUCAUACACAUUUGAAUGUUUAUAGGAUGCCAGAGGCAAACAAAGUAGGAUCUAUCCUUGAGUUGUUUUCGAGUUUAUGCUUAUCUGUUAUUAGUACUAUUUUUGGAUUAUACAGAACGAAUUCUUAGUGCCACACCCAAUCCAUCUCCAGUAAGCAAGACGAAAUACUCGAGAAGUCGGCGCUAAUAUGUAACAGUGGUCAUGACUUCUUCAUUCUAGGUUCUGGAAUCGGACGCUUCACGGCCGAUACGACAUCAAGAUUGAAUUUCGAAAAUCCAAUGAGAAGAGAUGUCACAAUGUUACCUGGAAAUGGAUACUUGGUACUUGCGAUCUAUACCAACAACCCAGGGGCAUGGUUGAUGCACUGCCAUGUAUGUCUCUUCCUACCUGCAACAAAUUUAUCAAGUGAUUGGAAGCUAACAAGAUGAAUCACAGAUUGCUUGGCAUAUCAGCAUGGGUCUCGGUGUUCAGUUCUUGGAGCGUGAGAGCGAGCUUCAUACCCCUGAAGUGACUGCAGCCCUUGAUACCAUGCAGAAUAAUUGCGUGGCUUGGGAUCGGUGGUAUGAAACUACCCCAUUCAAGAAGCCAGACUCUGGUCUAAGACUCGCAAACCGUCCUCGCCCAAGUACACCCCUCCUGAAAGCCAAGAAGCUCAAGGUUUAAGCGAAGUGCGAUACCUAAGAACUUCUCUCCGCAUUCCUUGUAAUUUUACUUGUUUAUCCAUUUCUACUUUAUCUUCGAGCCAAGUUUCUGGGGAUUUCUUAUGUAUCGACAGUUUUGGGGUUUGGUUUGGUUUGGGUUCUAGGUUCCGGUGUUUGCUUUUCUGGGUCUGGGACAGGUGCGAUGGGGUUAAAAGGUAUACAUAAUACAUUCAUGGGCAACCAUUUUCCUAGACUGUUUUUCUUUUGGGGUAUAGCUUUCAGGGUGGGGGGUUAGCUUUAGUGUUUAACAAAUUGAAUUUUGCGGGCCUUCAUUCA